Messenger RNA from Synchytrium microbalum, 1140 nucleotides. RefSeq lists its product as uncharacterized. The record is from RefSeq and is a predicted model, not a curated record. Gene Ontology annotation, molecular function: protein binding. The transcript is spliced from 9 exons. Bases 1 to 1140 code for a protein of 379 amino acids. Gene Ontology annotation, biological process: protein ubiquitination. NCBI's taxonomy places the organism in Eukaryota, Fungi, Chytridiomycota, Chytridiomycetes, Synchytriales, Synchytriaceae.
AUGGAACAAGAGAGCUCUUGCGUAUACGGCUUAAAGCAGCAGGCACGAAGUCUUGCAUGCCAACUUGCUGAAUCGGAAAGGAAUAGAUUCUUUGUUGGAACUUAUGGCGUCCGUCAAGACAAUGAAAUCCACUUAUUGGAUUUUGAUGAAGACGAAUUUGAAAUAUCGAGUCAGAUAUACAAGCAUCCUGACGAAAUAUGGUCAAUGUCACCGUCUCCGUCUUCAACAGAUUUGCUAUUUACCACUCAUUCCAGUCCUGCAAGUAGCAGAACAGCAACUCUAUGGAGACUGGAUUCUAUUGAAUCGGAUGAAUCAGGGAAAUUGAAAAGCCAGUCUGGAACAUUGGAACCAGUUAUCAAUGUGCUUUGGAAUGCCACUGGAGCAUCGGACAAGGUGGUCGCUCUGACAAACACAAAUAUUACUGUGUUUGCGAUUGACGUUCCAUCGAAGUCAGCUCAGUCAUCACAGACGAUAGCUUCUCCGCCUACUCGGAAGGAGCAAGAUCGAAAAAUCAACGCAGGAGCAUGGAAUCCGCAUCAAAACGAUUCCAUUGCUAUUGCCGCCGACUCGUCUGUACAUACAUAUGAUUUGCGGAGUCGGACUGCUUCCACGCCGAGUUUGACGAUUGAUCAUGCUCAUCAUGUAUCAGUCAAGGAUGUAGACUACAAUCCAAACAAGCCAUAUCAAAUAGCUACAGGUGGAGAUGAUUGUGUCGUACGAGUUUGGGAUACCAGAGAUGUCAAAGUUCCACUGAAAGAGAUUGUGGGACAUUCCCAUUGGAUUUGGAAUGUGACGUAUAAUCGCUUCCAUGAUCAACUAUUGCUGUCGUCAAGUUCAGACUGCACCGUGUUGCUGCACAGUCUGGUUUCUAUAUCAUCAGCACCAUUUGGACACGACGACGACGUUGAAGAAUCUCCCAGAGAUGGUGCUGAAACUCCACCAUCAGACCAAGAUGAUGACGAGUCGCAAGGGAAACCGACAGAUGGUCUGGUUGCCACGUACGACCAGCACGAGGAUAGUGUCUAUUCUGUAGCUUGGAGUUCUGGUGAUCCAUGGAUUUUCGCGUCCUUGUCUUAUGAUGGCCGUGUUGUUGUGAAUAUGGUGCCACGUGCACACAAGUAUAAAAUCAUUUUAAUUUAA